AUGGGCUUAGUCGAAGAGGGGUUGGACCAUGCGUCGACCAAGUCCAUCUUCGUCUUCAUCGGCGUCACCUUCGUGCUAUGGAGGAUCUACCUCAAAGUCGACGAGCUGACGCGGUUGCGCCGGCUCGGCGCACGAGGUCCGCGGAUCAAGAGCAGAGUCCCGUUCGGCUUCGACAUCAUCAUGAAGCAGGUGAACGCGACCAUGAAGCACAAGAACUACGACAUGUUCCUGCACCUGAUGGAGGGCGUGCCGGACUGGACGGGCGAGGGCCGUGUGCUGGGCCGGCGCAUCGUCUUCACGGCCGACCCGGAGAAUAUCAAGGCCGUCCUGGCGACGCAGUUCCACGAUUACGGCAAGGGCGCGCCCUUCCACCGCGAGUGGAGCGAGUUCCUCGGCGACAGCAUUUUUACUACUGACGGCCCGGCGUGGCACGCCAGCCGCCAGCUGCUGCGCCCGCAGUUCUCGCGCGAGCGCAUCAGCGACCUCGACUGCUUCGAGUCCCACCUCGAGACUCUGUUCAAGGCCAUCGCGAACGGCGGCGCGCUGAACGGGCCCGGUCAGGAGGUCGAUAUGGCGGCUGGGAACGGCAAGCCCCUGGAACUGAGUGAUCUUUUCUUCAGGUAUACUCUCGACGUCUCGACGAGCUUCUUAUUGGGCAAGGAUGUACAAUGCCUCACCAACCCCCGGGAGCCGUUCGCAGAGGCCUUCAACGAGGUGCAAAGAGUGCAGAACAUCCGCGCCCGCGCUGGGCCACUCCAGGGCUUCGUGCCCCUGAAGUCGUUCCGACGGGGCCUCAAAGUCGUCAACGAGCUGUGCGACAUCUACAUCGACAAGGCGCUGCGGCUUAGCCCGGAAGAGCUGGCCUCGCGGACCAAGUCGGACCACGACUACACUUUCCUUCACGAACUCGCGUCCUUCACGCGCGACCGCAAAGUUCUCCGUGACCAGCUCGUCGCCGUCCUGCUCGCGGGCCGCGACACCACAGCCGCCACACUCUCAUGGACCUUCUACGAGCUAGGCCGCCACCCAGCCGUCGUCGCGAAGCUGCGCGCCGAGAUCCUCGCGGCCGUCGGCCCGCACCGCACGCCCACGUACGCCGACCUGAAGGGUAUGAGGUACCUGCAGCACGUCAUGAACGAAACCCUCCGCCUGUACCCGAUCGUGCCGUUCAACGUCCGCCUCGCGCUGAAGGACACGACUCUCCCGCGCGGCGGCGGGCCCGACGGCCGCGACCCGCUGCCCGUGCUCAAGGACACGCCGAUCGGGUACUCGGCACUCGUGAUGCAGCGGCGCGCGGACCUGUACCCGCCAGUAUCCCCUCCAACCUCAACCUCACCCGGCUUCGCCGACCCGCUGACCUACAGCCCGGACCGCUGGGCCGGGUGGCAGCCGAAACCCUGGCAGUACAUCCCGUUCAACGGCGGGCCGCGCAUCUGCAUCGGCCAGCAGUUCGCCCUGACCGAGAUGGGCUACGUGCUGACGCGCAUGCUGCAGCGCUUCGACCGCGUUGAGAGCUUCAUGCACGAGGUUGAUGGCGGGAACCCCACGCUCAAGGCGGAGAUUGUCAUCCAGCCUGGGGACGGCGUGCGGGUUGCGCUGUGGGAGGCGGAAAAGUAA
Molecule: messenger RNA, 1617 nt
Organism: Anthostomella pinea
Lineage: Eukaryota; Fungi; Ascomycota; Sordariomycetes; Xylariales; Xylariaceae
Source: the annotation of a GenBank genome assembly